CAUCAUGCUCUGCUGUUGUACAGAUAAAUGUGUCAUUGUAAUACAUAACCUAGUUGUCACAGAAUAAUUUGAUUUAAUAAUUACUUAGUUAAGAUGAAUGUUAUCAGGAGAGUAUUGUCUUUGGAACACAGUAACGUGUUUAAUGUCAUCCACAGAUCCGUCGCUUACAAAAGCGCCAUUUCUUUGGACAAUUUAUAUCCAAGCAGUAAUUUGAAGUUAACAUCACCUACAAAGCCUGAGACAAGCUUGUCAAGUAAGUUUUCUGGUUUCAUCCCUGUAAAUCAAUUGGAAAUCACAUAUUCACGAAGCACUGGACCAGGAGGACAAAAUGUCAAUAAAAUUAAUACAAAAGUUGAUAUGAGAUUCCACUUGGACACUGCUGAGUGGUUAGAUGCAGAUAUUAGGAGCAAAUUAGCUGAGAAGCAUAAAACCAAAUUGACCAAAGAAGGGUAUCUCAUAUUCCGAUCAGAUCUUACUCGUUCGCAACAGAUGAACUUAGCAGACUGUUUGAACAAAUUGCGAAUGUGCAUUGUCGAAGUCACACAAGAAGCGGCUGCACCAUCGGCAGAUACCGUGGAGAGGAUUCGAAGACGUCAAGAGAAAGCCAUACGAGAGAGGCUGAUACAGAAGAGGCUACGAUCACAGACCAAAGCUGACAGGAAAGCGCCGAGUGCUGAAGAUUUUUAAAGUACUCUAUGCAAUAAAUAAUAACACUGUAACAGUUACGAUUUUCAAUAAAUUAAUUAGAUUAUUUUACUUUAUGCAUUUAUUCUCUUUCCGACUUGAUUGUCAGACGUAAUCGUGCGUCGAAAUCUGAUCUUAAUAAUAGAGUAACAAGAUGAGGAGGCCGCGUCCAAUCCAAUGACGCGCGAAAUUAUCAACUAUCUCGACUACAUACUAUUCUCAUAGAUAUAUUAUAAUAAAAUUUAAAUUGACUAAAAACGAUAGAAAACAAAUCAUUAUACUUAACAAAA
Nicrophorus vespilloides is the source of this 974-nucleotide messenger RNA. RefSeq names its product peptidyl-tRNA hydrolase ICT1, mitochondrial. Bases 94 to 687 code for a protein of 197 amino acids. NCBI's taxonomy places the organism in Eukaryota, Metazoa, Arthropoda, Insecta, Coleoptera, Silphidae. Gene Ontology annotation, biological process: mitochondrial translational termination. The record is from RefSeq and is a predicted model, not a curated record. The transcript has 4 exons. Gene Ontology annotation, cellular component: mitochondrial large ribosomal subunit. Gene Ontology annotation, molecular function: translation release factor activity.